Molecule: messenger RNA, 2180 nt
Organism: Lates calcarifer (barramundi perch)
Lineage: Eukaryota; Metazoa; Chordata; Actinopteri; Centropomidae
Gene: gatd1
Product: glutamine amidotransferase class 1 domain containing 1
Exons: 7
Coding region: 130-771 (213 amino acids)
Source: RefSeq, a predicted model, not a curated record
UGUUGUUGUCACGUGACAGGACUUCUUCCUCUUUUAUGUUUCCUUGAAUUUUAGCCACAAUAAUCUUUUUUUUCUUCUUCUCAAAGACGCCGAAAUAUUUCACGUGGAGGCAACACAAAGAUUAAUGAAAUGUCUGCGAAACCAACUUGUUUGAUAGUAGCGAGUGCGUCCCCUCAAGGAGUGUCCGCAAAGUCUUUCCAUCAGUCCUUCAGUCUAUGUACCUCAGCGUUUAAUCUCCAAACAGCCACACCGGGGGGGAAGCCAAUAGACUUUGUUGGAGUGGAUGAAAGCACUGCCAGAUGGGUGCAGGACUUCAAUGUGAAACCUUACGCAACACCAGCAAAACUUGAAUCUAUAGAUGGUGCCCGAUAUCAGGCACUGCUCAUCCCAGACUGCCCUGGAGCGCUGAAUGACCUGGCACACAGUGGCUCUCUGCACCGCAUACUCACACAUUUCAUCUCUCACCAAAAGCCUGUUUGUGCGGUGGGACAAGGAGUGUCGGCUCUGUGUUGUGCCACCGAGGGACAGCAGUGGAUCUUCAAUGGCUACAGUUUAACAGGGCCGUCAGUGUUUGAACUGGUGCGGAGGCCUGACUUUGCCAACCUGCCCCUGAUUGUGGAGGACUUUGUGAAAGACAGUGGAGGGUCAUACACAGCAAGUCAAGAAGAUGCUGUGCAUGUCGUCGUCGACAGACACCUGAUAACUGGUCAGAACAUGCAGUCAACCUCACUUUCAGUAAACAAUCUAAUCCUGCUCUGUAGUGCCAAGUGAAGAUAGAGAAGCACUCACUAAUUCAACAGUUUAGUUGUCUCACAUUUAUAUUCAUGUAAUUAAACAAACAUUCAUCUCAGACAAAUAUUGGAAGAUGCUGGGUCAGAACAGAUGUUUGGCAACAAUGUAAAUACAACUUCAUUACUUGUCACUGCUGCUUAUUACAAAUUCAAUAAAAGCCACACAAUCAGAUGCCUUGAGUUGAAGAUGACAGGAAAAACAAACUUAGGGAGUCAGGAGCAGAUGCAUUCUUGAUGAUGGAUGUUCAAAGUCAAAAAAAGGCUGCAUCUACUCUGCAAGCAAAGCUGCAUCUGAGAGCAGAAAUGUUUGUAGGCAAAACAGACUGAACAAAAUGUCUGUGGCACAUGAACUCUGAAGGCCUCUGAGCAACAAUAUACCCCCUCCAUUUAAACUCGAUACACACUGAUGAUCAUGCACCUUCUGUCGCUGAAUGGAGAUGUGUUACUGCACUCUGACUGAACUGUACAAGUAGAUUUUCCCCCCACAAUAUCAUUGAUUAAACAGGAGGAAAACACACUGAAGUACCGAUUGGUAAACAAAUCCCAGUUUCAUUCAUUUUGACAAGAUUUCCCAACACUUUUCAUGACCCUCAAACAGGUUGAGUAAUAACCAAACUCUUUCAAUGGCUCAUUUCAGAGUUCAUUUCACCUGCUCAGAGAGAAACAGAAAAAUUAUACCUGCAAAUAGCACCUGAGUUUUUGGUGCGCUGUGUCUCAGAAAGAAAAAACAAAUCCAUGUGCUGAUGAUUCAAGGUCCACAGUCUUCGCUAACAAGUCCAACUCUCAUAGGAGAUCAUAGAAAUAAUCCAGUCCCUGUCCCAGUUCCCAUAAGGAAAUUCCAGUUCCCAGUUCAGUGGCUAAAGAGAUUCUCAAGUAGAUAGACUGUGAAACAAUUAAAAAAUAUGUUAAUCUACACAUUACUGUGAGCAUAAGUUGUGUUUACCUCCAAAAAUAUGUAAAUUAUGAGGAGUUUUACCUUCAGUGAUGGAUAGUACACCACAUGCUUCACUGCAUUGUUCCUGAAAUGACAGCGUAGGGACACAUCUUGUUAAAAGAUGCUGCUGGAUGCAAAUGUUUCCUCAUUAAAAGUUUUAUAUUAUUAUUACCUCUUGUAACUGAAAUAAUGCUCUGCAGAAUAUUCAUCCCAGAGAAGUUUGGGCCUGUGUUCUCGCAAAAUCUCAAUGUACCUACAGAAAAUGAAACAUAAGUGUUAGAGACCAAAGUUGGAAAAGUGUUGGUUAUUUCACACAAUGAGAGGUUUCUGUUUUUGUGUUUUUGUCCUUGCUCUUCUCACUGGUUUGAUGAGGGCGGGACUUAGCUGGAAAAAAGUGACAUCAUGUACCUCUGUGCGCCAGAGUUCAGCAACAUUUGAAUUAAAAUUUGAUUACA